AUGUCAGAUGAAGUAUUUUCUGGCGGAGCCACUACUUCACAACAUGUGGAUGCUGAAGAUGACGAUCAUUUUGAAAACACCACCUUCAAGUUGAAGAGAACCAGAUCUUUAGGCUUACUUGACGAGUUCAUACCAGAAAAAGUUAAAGAUCAAGCAUUGGAAGAAGGAAAAUCGCCGACAAACACUGGCGGCAGAACAAGAACAUCGUCGAACGAUAAUCUGGAUGUAAACAACCACAACCACAACAGCAAUCAAUCAACGUCGGUAUCAUCUUCGCCAUCACCAAUCGCUUCUCCUACAGCAACCCUGGCUUUGAACCUACAAUCUCCUGAAUUGCUCCCUUAUGACGACACCGAUGUGGCAGCAGAACCUUCGCGUCAUGUUGAUUACUUGUCUCAUCAGUGGGAUGUAUCAGAUAUUUCUAAAUCAUGGAGGUAUGUUGUUUCAAAUAAGCAUGAUGUAGCAAAUGCCGCUAGAUUGGAAAAUGCAUCAUGGAGAACGUGGGCACAGAGAAGAUCAAAUUUAAAGACAAUCAGUCCUGAAGAGGUCAACUGGGCAAAGGAGACAGAUGUUACCUGGUUAUAUGGCCCAAUAUUAAAGAACAAAGGAGCUUCUUCCAACGGUGACAAUCAUGCAAACGACGAGAAUGAAGAUGAUGUAAAUCAUGAGCCCACAGCCACGAGCGCCGUUGCAGGAGAUAUAUCUAUACCAAAAAAAUCAAAAAAUAAGAAUGCACCUAAACCUAUACUAAAGAAACGUACUAUUGAAGAAUCAAUCAUUAGUCAUACGAAUUUGCUAAAGUUGGAAUUAGCAUCCAGUAUUCACCAAAAAAAAAGAGAACAGCAAUUGAAACAACAGCAAGAACUACAGAAGCAAAACCAAGGAACUGACGAGUACUUUGACUACAAUGCUCUUCUGAAUAAAUUAAACAGUCAGUACGCCAACAACCAAGCCACGGAGAAUACAAACGUAGCAAAAUUCCAAAAUUUGCUCAAUUCAAAUUCAUCUUCCCUGGCCACAGUUCAGCAAGAUAUCAAACCCGAGACAUCUGCGUUGAAUAAUGAUGGAGCUGGAGCAACAGCAGCAGGAGGAGAGGAUGACCACAACAAGGAAAGGCAUAUACACUUUAACGAUGAAGUACAACAAUGUGUGGCUUGGGAUUCAUUUUCAGACGACAAUGACGAGGAGGAUAUCAGUGACUAUGACGAUACAGAUGAUGUCUAUGAUGACUAUGAUGAUCAAGUAAACAAUAAUUUGAUUCGAAGUCAUUUGUAUGAGGGGGACUUGGAAAAUGGCGAAAACGACGAUGACUCUGAUGACGACGACAACGACGACGACGAUGAAGGAGGAUUCUUUUUGAAAGUUAGAUCUAAUUCAAAUCCAUCAUUAAAAAUGGUCCCCAGCCAAGGCUCCUCGCCAUCAAUAAAGGGGCGCGACCAAACUGGUAUGCAAUCUUUGCCAAGUCUUAAACGCUGCAGAUCCAUAAAGCUUUUACCUCCAACAACAUUAAACUACGGGUCAGACGAAGAUUCAAGUGAUGAGGAAUAUCCGUACACUUCAAGUUUGUCUCAUAAUGUGGGUAACGACAUAAGCAGAGGGUAUGAUUAUUAUUAUGAUUACAACACGGUGUACCCUAGUGAUCCAUACCAAUUUCAAGGAUAUCAAACCCCUGAUGUGAUUGACGUACCCGAAAAUUUAGAUAUGGGAUCAAAUGUGAAUUACGAUUUGAUUGAUGAGAAUAAUAAUGACAUGACAGUAGGUACAACAGAGCACAAUGAAUAUGGCGGACAGAAUGAACAUAGCGACAAUAGUAGGCAAAGUGGUGGAGUGUCGCCAACGUCACAUAGUUCACCUACGUCACCAUUAUCUGGACCUGCAGCACCUGCAGCACAUGCGACACCUGCAUCUCCUUCAGCACUACCUACGACAACUUCCCCAUUCCAUAACCAACCCCAUUCUCAGGCAAAACAUAUGCCGUUCCAAUUGAGUGAUUCUGAGAGUGAUUCUGAAGAAGAAGAAGAAGAAGGAUUAAGCAUAGGAACUCGAAGAUCCAGUCAAGCUUUGGCCGAACUGAUUUUCCACGGACACAAUCCAUUAACGGAGAGUAAAAAUUAA
Lodderomyces margitis is the source of this 2115-nucleotide messenger RNA. RefSeq names its product protein phosphatase regulator (gene REG1). Gene Ontology annotation, biological process: cellular response to glucose starvation; protein catabolic process in the vacuole. The transcript has a single exon. NCBI's taxonomy places the organism in Eukaryota, Fungi, Ascomycota, Pichiomycetes, Serinales, Debaryomycetaceae. The coding region runs from base 1 to 2115 and encodes 704 amino acids. The record is from RefSeq and is a predicted model, not a curated record.